Molecule: messenger RNA, 1148 nt
Organism: Durusdinium trenchii
Lineage: Eukaryota; Dinophyceae; Suessiales; Symbiodiniaceae
Source: the annotation of a GenBank genome assembly
GUUUUGGCUAAAGCAUUCUUCGAACGCGCGCUUUGAGUGACAACGUCACUCGGACCCGCCUUUUUCCACAUGGCAAUGGCAAGUGGCUUAUCUCUGGCCACUUCGCGACAAGUGACGCACCAUUCCUUCGCCCAAUCAUUUCAGCGACCUUUCCUUCGCAUGCAGAAGACUCGUCGGCUGAGCAAUCUCAGCCGCCAGCUCUUGGCCUCUGCAGCGGGCGUUGGCGCCUACGGAGCCUGCCACGCGAUGCGGCAGAGGCGCAGCUUCGCUGUGGCCUGCGCGGCGGAGGAGGCCACGGCGCCAGAGGCAUUUCCACCGGCGGUGAUUGUUGGCGGGGGCCGCCUGGGGGAAGCUUUUGCAAAGAUGGGCCUGAGACAGGAUGUGAUCGUCAGGAGGGGCGAGACCUUUCCCAGCGAUGCUCCCGAGGGACCGAUCUACGUGUGCACGCGCAACGACGCCUUGGAGGAGGUGAUUCGCAUGGUGCCCGAGGAGCGGCAUGAGGAUUUAGUCUUCGUCCAGAACGGGGUUUUGAUGCCCUUCUUGGAUAGACAGCUGAGGCCUGGCUUGCCGGUGACGAUCUUGUUGGUCUAUUUCGCGGUGGCCAAGAAGGGCGAGCCGCCCUUGGACGGGAAGACAGACACGGACCCUGAGGGGUUAAGUGCAGUGAAUGCCGGCGGGAAGUGGGCCAGGGAAGUUCAUUGGAGGCUCACCUCCAGUGAUUUGGCUUGCCGCAUUCUGCGGGACAUGGAGUUCAAGCAGGCCUAUUGGGAAAAGAAUCUUUGGAUCUCAGCCUACAUGAUGGUCGGGGCCCUUCACGGCUGUACCGUGGGCGAGGUGGAAUCCACUCAUCGCAAGGAGGUGGAUGAGUUGAUUGGGCAGUUGGCUGUGGCCGUGUCCGCCUCCCAGGCUGAUGUCACUUGGGAGCGGCUCUUGUUAUGUGACCGCCUGGCCGCCUACGCACGGAGCGUGGCGCACUUCCCCACCGCGGUGAAGGAGUUUGAAUGGCGCAACGGCGCCUUCUACGAGAUGUCCAAGGCGGCGGAGGCCGCCGGACGCCCGGACCCCUGCCUCAAACACACCGAAGGCCUACGAACCUUGAAGGUGAUCUAGCGAAGAACGCGAAACCGAAGAUCAGUUCGGCGGAGGAA